Molecule: messenger RNA, 1458 nt
Organism: Rattus rattus (black rat)
Lineage: Eukaryota; Metazoa; Chordata; Mammalia; Rodentia; Muridae
Product: leucine-rich repeat-containing protein 37A-like
Source: RefSeq, a predicted model, not a curated record
AUGGCUAUCUGUGGAAACACAGCUUUCUACUACUCACUGCUUGAUGAGAGCUGGGAGCCCCAUCUGACCUGCAAAGCGCCCAGGAAAUACAAAAAUCUGCUAGAUGCAGAAAUUGAUGAGGUUCGAGAGAAAGAGAAAACCGCCAUGCUUGUGCAGCCGUCAAGCCGUUUAGGUCCCAAAUUCAAACGAGGAAUAUUUGAAAAGAGGUGGGAACCUGCCCGGGCAGACGAAGACAGUCUUGCAGAGAUCGAGAAGGCAGAGAGAAGGCUCCUCAGCAUGAGCAGGGCCCCCGAGGGGACAGGAAGCUUACGGAAGAGGCACUUCAAGGAGGUGAGAGUCAAGAGCCUGUGGAGCAAGCAGAGCGCCCAGACGCCUGUGGAGAACAGCGCCAAGGACAGGCAGCUCCGGAGCCCACCCUCAAUGGAGCUGGAGCACAAGCUGGAGCAGAAGCCCAGGGCGUUAGUGGAAAAUUCCUUCCCUUCAGAGCCCUUACUCCCAAAGGAUCAUGGGAAGGAACUCUCUUCCUCCCUAGGACCGGCCCUGGUAGACAAGGCUCCCAUUCCAAAAUCGCUACCCGAGUUUCUAGACAGACGGAAAGACUUGUCUUACACCAUUUUUGUUUUAGAAAGUGCAAAUGCUAAUGUGAAGAGAGCAAAGGGUUCUAACCCAAAUUUACAACCUGAAGAGAGACGUCGAAACCUUAGGAAGAAAAAAUCUCAUUUCCAGUUGACAAAGAGGCCAGGGGCAGCAUCCUCUGCAGUGAGGAGUCUGGUAAAUUCCCCUGCACAAGGGGUCUUUCCAUCUUUAGGAGACCUGAGUUACCCAGAAAGGCCCUUUUCAGAAUCAUAUACUGCUUCAGAGCCUUCUACAGAAAAGCCUCUGGAAGAAAAUCAGGCUAUAACAAAUAAUGUUGAAGAAAGUAUUCUCAAACUAACGGUCACUAUCCCUGAAGAAAUUAUAUCAGAAAAUAAACCUCGUGAGAAACCUACUACAGGUUCUAUUGUGUCUACAUCCAACUUAGUUCCAACCGUUCAGCAAACCAGCAAGCCACAGUCAGACUUCACUGUGGGGUCUGAUACGCAUGCUCCUUCCACAGAAGUUGCUCACCCAUCGCUGAUGUCACCAGGAGAACAGUUUGAAUCCCAUCUAAACCAGCAACUGCGGCCCCUCAUCCCCAACAACGAUGUGAGAAAGCUCAUCUCUCACGUUAUCAGGACUUUGAAGAUGGACUGCUCUGACCCUCGUGUACAACUGGCCUGUGCCAAGCUCAUCUCCAGAACAGGCCUCCUGAUGAAGCUUCUCAGUGAGCAGCAAGAUUUCAAGUUAUCCAGGACUGACUGGGAUACAGACCAGUGGAAAACUGAGAACUACAUCAAUGAGAGCACAGAAGUGCAAGGGUCUGGAACCAAGUCAGGUGCACUCAGUGCCGGGGACACCAGACCCCCAGUCUCCCCAUGA